Folsomia candida is the source of this 1533-nucleotide messenger RNA. Its product is annotated as caspase-7. Gene Ontology annotation, molecular function: cysteine-type endopeptidase activity; caspase binding. Gene Ontology annotation, biological process: proteolysis. The coding region runs from base 313 to 1305 and encodes 330 amino acids. NCBI's taxonomy places the organism in Eukaryota, Metazoa, Arthropoda, Collembola, Entomobryomorpha, Isotomidae. The record is from RefSeq and is a predicted model, not a curated record. Gene Ontology annotation, cellular component: protein-containing complex. The transcript is spliced from 7 exons.
UGCAUUUGACCCGCCACAUUGAUAUGUACAUUUUUAAAUUUCUGAAAAUAAACAUAUUUUCAUAUGUAUUUGGAAAUUGAAAAGCAUGGUCAGUGCGUAUAUCCACGCAAACCAAUUUAUAAUUUCAUCACUUUCCUCCAAGCGGAUUUGCACACUAUGCGAAACCAAACACUGGCUAGCCAGGGUUAUCAGCGACAUCCAGCAUAACGUUUGGGAACACACUCAACAUUACCUCCAUCAUCCUCACCUCCAUCACAUCUUUAAGAAUAAAAUUAUAAUCUCGACAGUGCAAAAUUAGUUCUUGGAUAAAUCAUGAAUCCUACUCCGUAUAAAAUCGCUAAAAUUUUGCACGACGAUUACAUUGUAUUAAAAAAAUGGAAACAAAUUGGCUAUGAACUUGAAGUUGAAGAAGAAAUUAUGACCAAUGUAGAAGAGUGGAAAUAUACCGGCAAAAUGAAAAUGGUCGAUAUUCUAACAGUUAUGUUCGUAGAAGCAAUGAAUGUAAAUGAAAAUUAUGUGGAAAGCAUACGGAAAGCCUUGAACGAAACCAAAUGCAUGCUGGCACUUGGUAAGCUUGACAAAAACUUGAAGACGGAAGAGAAAAAAGCCCCGCCUCCUACAAAUUCCGUCACGCCAACCCAGCUUCCUGAUGAGGUCGAUGGGGACGAUGACGAUGUGAUUGACUUGACUGAUGAGUAUAAUCCUUUACAAAUCCAAGUAAAACUGGGUGCAGCGUAUGGCAGCGUGGAAGAGGGGUCCUGUAUGCUCACCUCCCAACCGAGAGGGUACGUACUGAUGGUGAAUAAUAUCAAGUUCAAUGAUCCCGCCAGAUUUCGCUAUAGAAUAGGAGCCCUGUACGACUCGUCUUACGUGGAAAAACUCUUCCCCGAGUUAAAAUUUAAAUUGGACAUUCACGAAAAUGUUGCAAGCAAAGAGGCCUUGGACAAAAUAAUUGAUCACUUUCGACAGAAGUGUAUCGAUGAAAAUGCGAAAACAUGCAUCGUAAUAAUUUGCAGUCACGGGGGGAAAGACGUCAUCUAUUCGUGUAACGGGGACCCAUCCAAUAUUUAUGAAGAUAUCGUGUACAAAUUUAAAAACGCUUUGGACCCUGAGAAAGAUAAGAACCUUGGGUUGAAGGACGUUCCCAAAAUAUUUAUUCUGAACGCUUGUCGAGGCAGGAGUUAUUGGGAGGAUGACUCCGUCCGAGGAGAGGAGAAAAGGCCAGUAAUGAUUUCAUACCAGUUUCCCAGCUGUGUACAGGAAGGUUUAGAUGUCAGGUACAAAAGAUUGAAAUGCCAACGAUGAAGAAUAAAAGAAAUGUUACGCAAGUGUGUACCUGGUCCCCAUUUCUGUUUCCGCGUGUUUACUUCAAUCCGGACUUCUGAAUCUGGAGAUAUCUACGUGAAGAUUAUCCUUCGCAAGGGCUUACGUUAUGUAUUCAUCUUGAAGAUGUAAUUUUUCAACAUGGUUGACGAAUUUGUAAAUACAUAAAUCAAAUUUUUCAUUCGUGCUAAUAAAUACAUUUUAAUCUUA